AUGACCGCAGUUAAGCAAAUUCUCACAUACUUAAAGGGCAGCAAGGCUUUAGGCCUCUGGUAUCCAGCAGGGAAUGACUUUAGCCUACAAGCUUUCAAUGAUGCGAAUCAUGCUGGAUGUAGAUUGGAUAGAAAAAGCACUUCAGGUGGCUGUCAAUUUCUUGGUGGAAGAUUCGUUAGCUGGUCAUCAAGGAAACAAAACUGUGUCUCACUGUCUACCACAGAAGUUGAAUAUGUGGUCGCAGCCAGCUGUUGUUCACAAGUUUUGUGGAUGAAAACUCAGCUUACGGACUACGAAUACAGGAUGCUGCGGAUACCGAUUUACUGUGACUCAGAGAGUGCGAUAGCAAUUUACCACAAUCAGAUUGUUGAUGUAUUCGCAAAAGCAGUUGAGUCUACAAAAAUCAACAGUUUCUUACAAAUGUUAUGA
Molecule: messenger RNA, 429 nt
Organism: Lactuca sativa (garden lettuce)
Lineage: Eukaryota; Viridiplantae; Streptophyta; Magnoliopsida; Asterales; Asteraceae
Source: RefSeq, a predicted model, not a curated record